Molecule: messenger RNA, 1461 nt
Organism: Cladocopium goreaui
Lineage: Eukaryota; Dinophyceae; Suessiales; Symbiodiniaceae
Source: the annotation of a GenBank genome assembly
AUGGCACCAGCCCAAAAAAAACAGGAUCGGCACAGAUUGCUCUGGCAGACGCCUAUGGCGAAGGCGCUGGGAGCCUUCACGUGUACCGAGGGGUUGGUUCUCUUCUGCGACAACGACCCGAACGUCAAGAUCGCGGAGUUUCAUGCAUGGCUCAAGCAGCGGCAUGGUGUCGAUGUAGAGGCCUUAGGCGUGUGCGUGCGCAGCGAUGACCAUGGAGGGCUUGGGCUUUACGCAACCCACAGCAUUGAACCCGGUGAACGGCUCGCAGAGAUUCCAAUCACUGCCCUGCUGACAGCCAAAGCGGCCAAAUGUGCUUGGGCCUCCCGGAGCGGGGUCUUCCAGCGAGCGCUAGAGGUGGCGGAGGGGGAGGAGCUCUUGUGGCUCUACAUGAUUUGGGGCCGCCAGGAGCCCAGCUGUAAUUGGCAUCCGUACUUACAGCUACUUCCCAGAGACGACCCUUUGAGCUGGCUGCGAAAUCCGGAGGCGCUGCAGUGGUUACGAGGCACACCCUUGGAAGGUUCAGACAAGGUGUUGAAGAUGCAGCAGCAGAGACAUGAGCGGCUGAGAGAAAUUUUGGGAGACCUGGCCGGGAGCUUUGAGGAUUGGCUCUGGGCCAGGCAUUGUUACCUGUCGAGGAGUUUCGACCAAGCCGCUUUCCCCAGGUCCGAAGAUUGGGGUUCUGCUGCCAUGGUUCCACUCUUGGACUCCAUGAAUCACCAUGCAGAUGCACAAGUGCAGGCACGCUAUGGAGAGGAGAUGGCAGGUUUGUGGCUCCCCAACUUCAAAAAUUCCAAUCCCUACAACCCGGGCGACGAGGUUUUUCACCGCUACAAGAGGUGUGCGGACAACGGCACCCUGCUGCUGAGUUAUGGAUUCUGUGUACCCCAGAAUCCCCAUGACCAUGUCGACCGUGUGAUUUUCGAGAAAGACCCUGGUGUUUCGCUGGCAGCGCUGGAGGCAGCGCUGCCGUUGCCGCCCGAACGCUUGGCGGAUGGCCGGGUGCUGAUACCUUUGGAGGAGGCCUUGACAUCGACCCUGGCGGAGCCUUCGGAAGAGCUGCUGCGUGCGGCGGCGCUGGUGAAUGGACAGGACUAUGAGGAGAACUCAGCCAGUUGCCAUAAGAAGGCACAAGUGUGCCAUUGGCUUCUGAAAGCUUUGCGUGCAAUGAUGCAGUCAACCGCCUUUGAGGUGCAUCCGAAGUUCAUGGCCAUGGUCAACUCGUCGGGCACUUUGGGCCGCUUCGCGAGCCGCGUGGCGCGUCAUCGCCUCAAGGUUCGCCAUGACUCACUGGGCAUCUCGGUGCUUCCCAGCAAGGGCCAUGCGAGCCGUGCGGCGGCGGAGUACGCGCUAAGUCACUUCCGGAUCUUACACCGAGUAGCUACGAAUGACUUGCCGAACAAAAGCAACACCACGGCCUAUGGCUGCGUGACGAAGUGCUUGAAGAACCUGUCGGCUUUGUGA